AUGGAAAAGUCGUUACUGCCCUCAAAGGAAGCCGAAAAGCAUCCUGUGCCAGAGAAUUUGUUUAAAAACAGACUUUCAUGGGCGCUUUACGAUGUAGCUAGAUGGCGUGCGACCUACUUUGGGAUUUCGGUGCUAGGGUUGUCAUCUUACGGUGUUUAUUGCUGUACAUAUAGAGUGGUUGAGGGUGUUGACUUCACGAUCAACUGCUCGUUGUUCUUGUUUGAGAUCAUUGCUAUAUCGUUGGCUUUCUGUUAUUCUUUCAAAAAGAAAAGGGCGCUCAGAAAGGAAAGGUUGAGCUUGGCUCGCGAGCUAAUCGCACAGAAACCAGGUAUGACCACGGGGCAAUGGGAUUUAGUAGCCAUCAACAUGAACAUUCUGCUGCACCAAAAGGGGCUGUGGCAUUCGGCGCAUUGCUUUUACAACGGGGCAGAUUGCCAUGAACAUUUCAGAUCCCAAAUGUACAUACCUUUUAUGAAAAAGAAGGACAGCGAGGAGCAUGAUGUCCUGGUUUGCAGCGCGAUUCAAGUCUACGAAAAGGAGCUUGAAGCAUACUGGGAUACAGAUUGCAUUUUGAAAACCUGCGAUGAUGAAAAACUAGAAUUGAAAUUGCCCAAGGAGAUAUACAAGUCCAAAUUCACCUAUUUCACCAAGCCUUUACUUUCGUGGAGGAUCCUCAUUAUUUUGGCUGUUUAUUUUGCUUUCGGAGGGUGGCCAGUUUGUGUGGUCUUUUUUCCUUUCUACUAUGGUGCUCGCUAUCUUGAGGGGAAGUCUAAACUGAGAAUGCUUUCCCUGAAACACAGAAUGACUUUUUUGAAAGUUGUAUCAGACCAAGAGCCCCAAGAUGAUACUCAGCAGUGGGAAAGAGUCGCCAAAAUCAUGAACAAGUACUUAUCGGAUAAAAAUGCCGAGUUUGUCAAGAAUCGGUGCCUUUUGGACAAACGUGUCGCUCAUGACAUCGAGUUCUUUUUCAAUGAGAAGGACUGCCAUUGGAUGUUUGAUAAACUAACAGCGUCUAUUCUUUCCAGUAAGAACACGAAGUUUCCCGAACUAAUUCCUUUCGCAAGAGAAAGUAAAAUGGCUUGUGGUUGUGGCGCUGAAGACCAAGUUUGA
This is a messenger RNA of Lachancea nothofagi CBS 11611, 1110 nucleotides long. NCBI's taxonomy places the organism in Eukaryota, Fungi, Ascomycota, Saccharomycetes, Saccharomycetales, Saccharomycetaceae. The record is from the annotation of a GenBank genome assembly.